GCGUACAUUUAAUUUUAUCGAUGUACUGACUUUCAUAUGAUGUCCUCAUAUGUUCGCAUGAAAUGAAAACAAAGAUAAUGGCAGUGUGGCUAGUAUUUAUUAAGCAGUGGCUACACUAAUAUUGUUUUAUGAACAUUGUAUCAAAAUCAUGGCUCUUUUAAAGUCAAUGGUGGUUUUGGCGGCAGGGUUAACCUUCGCAGCAGGAAGUGCCGAGUUCUCAGAAUUCAUGACUAAAUAUGGCAAAGUCUAUCGAGAUGCUACAGAACACUAUAAAAGAAUGUCAAUAUGGCGCUCGAACCUUGCUAUGAUUGAGCGUCACAAUGUCCAGGCCGCGAAGGGACAUCACUCUUACACGAUGGCCAUGAACCAGUUUGGAGAUAUGACUGCAGAGGAAGUUCGUUCAACUAUGUUUGGUUACCGACAACAAUCAAACCAACUGAGUACGAGUAAUUUCCACAGCAACCUUACGGCACUUCCUGCGUCGGUAGAUUGGAAGGCGAAGGGAUAUGUGACAGCAGUAGGGAAUCAGGGCCAGUGCGGGAGCUGCUGGGCGUUUACCGCUACGGCGGCCCUUGAAGGUCUAAACAAGAAGGUCACAGGGAAACUCGUGGCACUCUCUGUACAAAAUCUCAUGGACUGUUCUUCUAAACAAGGCAACCAGGGAUGUAGUGGUGGACUGAUGGACCAAGCAUUCACUUACGUCAAGGUCAACGGAGGGAUAGACACGGACGCGUCAUACCCGUACAACCAAUCCCAGCCUGGAUCUUACAAGUGCCGCUACAACAAGGCCCAAAUUGGCGCCAAGUGCAAGGGGUACGUGGAUCUGCCGAGGGAUAAUGAGACAGCCCUGCAGUAUGCCGUGGCCGAAAUAGGGAUCAUAUCCACGGCCAUUGACGCAUCACACACCGGUUUCAUGUACUACAAGAGCGGCGUCUAUGACGAGCCCGCCUGCAACCCGGACCAAAUAGAUCACAGCCUGGCCGUUGUUGGAUACGGAGUCGAGAACGGCGUUGAGUUCUACAACUGCAAAAACAGCUGGGGAACAGAGUGGGGAGAGGCAGGCUUCGUGAAAGUAGUGCGCAACAAGAACAACCAAUGUGGAAUAGCCACCGAGGCAAGCUACCCUACUAUGUAAAGGGAGCGGUGUAACAUAACAGACAAUGAUUCUAGUAAAUCUGAGUGGGUAGGAUCUUGACAACCAGACCAGACCAGCAUUUCUUCGUUCCACAAAUAUCAUCCAUGUUGACACCGUAUGCUGUCGUGUUACAUUUUUUGAAGCUGGUGGCUCAACAUGUGUUAUCAUAAAAAUAAACGUACAAAAACAUUUAUAAUGUUUAUCUAUAUGAAGAUAAAGAAAAAGUACAAAAUACGA
This is a messenger RNA of Dreissena polymorpha, 1372 nucleotides long. Its product is annotated as procathepsin L-like. Gene Ontology annotation, molecular function: cysteine-type endopeptidase activity. The record is from RefSeq and is a predicted model, not a curated record. Lineage: Eukaryota; Metazoa; Mollusca; Bivalvia; Myida; Dreissenidae. The transcript is spliced from 10 exons. Gene Ontology annotation, biological process: immune response. Bases 149 to 1135 code for a protein of 328 amino acids. Gene Ontology annotation, cellular component: lysosome.